Messenger RNA from Laetiporus sulphureus 93-53, 1086 nucleotides. Its product is annotated as glutathione S-transferase-like protein. The record is from RefSeq and is a predicted model, not a curated record. NCBI's taxonomy places the organism in Eukaryota, Fungi, Basidiomycota, Agaricomycetes, Polyporales, Laetiporaceae. The transcript is spliced from 4 exons. Bases 126 to 944 code for a protein of 272 amino acids. Gene Ontology annotation, biological process: glutathione metabolic process. Gene Ontology annotation, molecular function: glutathione transferase activity.
GCUUCGGACGCGUUGCGAGCAUCCAUACGACGCUCACAAGGCCUUGCACAUAUCCUGUCUCCUCAAUCUUCUCUCAUUUACGCGCAAGGAAUUCUACUCAUCGACUCAAUCGACUGCUUAGCACGAUGUCACCCCCGGAGAAGAAAGCUCGCAAUGCAGGUUACACGCUAUACUACUGGCCAGGCAUCCCCGGACGCGGGGAAUACAUCCGGCUCGCAUUCGAAUACGCCGGCAUACCCUAUACGGAGAACUUGAACCCCGAAACGCUCGAGUCGACGAUCCAUGACGCGUCCAAAGUCGGCCACCCGCCGCACUUUGCGCCUCCGAUGCUCGAGCUGCCCUCGGGCCACACGAUCUCUCAGACACCGGCCAUCCUGAAUCACAUCGCGCCGAAGCUCGGGCUCGCGGGCGCGCUGGGGAGCAAGCUCGCGACGGGUGAGGGCCUCACGGAGGAGGAGCGGGAGAAGGCGGAGGAGGAGAGGAGCGCGGUGAACCAGCUGGUCUUGACGGCGUUGGACGUGAACAACGAGGCGCAUGACGUGCAUCACCCAAUCGCGUCCUCUAAAUACUACGAGGAGCAGAAGGAAGCGGCUCUCGAGCGCGCUGCAGACUUCCGUGCAUCGCGCAUACCCAAGUUCCUCGCCCACUUCGAGAACGUACUCACCACGAACCCCGCCACUGCCGACGGUGAACGGACAUACCUCAUCGGCAAGCAGACCACCACAGCAGAUCUAGUUCUCUUCCAUGUUAUGGAUGGCUUGCUAUUUGCGUUCCCCAAGCGGAUGGCCGCGGUCAAUAAAAGUAAAGAGUACGACCAUGUGUUCAAGCUGCACAAACGUGUGGCGCGCGAGAAUGGCAUCAAGGAGUACAUCGCGAGUGGGAGGAGACAGAAGUUCAGCAUGGGCUUGUUUAGGCACUACAAGGAGCUUGAUGGGGACGAGUAAUUGCACAGUAGCAUUAAAGCAGCAGGUUUCUAAAGAUACCGCUUUACAUAAUGCGCGAUCUGGAGAGCAAUGAUGGCCGGAACGUUAGCGAGCUAGGAGGCGAUGACGAUCCCAAGAGAAAGUAAAAUGAGCGUGACUUGAC